Rana temporaria (common frog) is the source of this 1337-nucleotide messenger RNA. It is a transcript of the gene ASB13, whose product is annotated as ankyrin repeat and SOCS box containing 13. Bases 99 to 959 code for a protein of 286 amino acids. Lineage: Eukaryota; Metazoa; Chordata; Amphibia; Anura; Ranidae. The record is from RefSeq and is a predicted model, not a curated record. Gene Ontology annotation, biological process: intracellular signal transduction; positive regulation of protein catabolic process; protein ubiquitination. Gene Ontology annotation, molecular function: protein binding. The transcript is spliced from 6 exons.
CGACUAAACUACAUUGUCCAGCAGCCUUUGCGCAUUGAUUUACGUCAGAUGCAGAUCAGGGGGCCGCGGGAGACAGAUCCGUGUAAAUCGAUGUUGUCAUGGAAACCGGCGCAGCGCCCUUCACCGCCCCGGCGUCUCUCAGAAGCCCUCUGAUCGGAGACAUCGGUAAUUGGGCAGACAGGACACCAGUUCAUGAUGCUUCCAGAAAUGGACAGGUACCCCAGCUGAAGCAAUUGAUUGACAGCGGUGUUUGUGUGAACUUGGUUACUGUGGACUCUAUCACUCCUCUUCAUGAAGCUUGUCUUCAUGGCCACCUUCAGUGUGUCAAUUUGCUGCUUACCGCUGGAGCACAGGUUGAUGCCAGGAAUAUUGAUGGCAGUACACCCCUAUGCGAUGCCUCUGCUGCUGGCAGUUUAGAAUGUAUAAAGUUGCUCUUGGAGUACGGUGCUAAAGUGAAUCCCCCACUUUUUACAGCAUCGCCCCUUCAUGAAGCAUGUAUGAGUGGCAGUGCUGACUGUGUGAAGCUUUUAAUUAAAAUGGGAGCAAAUCUGGAAGCCCAUGAUUGUCACUUUGGAACCCCUUUACAUGUGGCUUGUGCAAGGGAGCACUUGGAUUGUGCCAAAGGCUUACUUCUUGCAGGAGCAAAGGUAAAUGCAGCAAAGCUUCACGAGACAGCACUGCAUCAUGCUGCAAAGGUGAAAAACAAGGAUCUCAUUGAGAUGCUGGUUGAGUUUGGAGGAAAUGUUUAUGCAAGGGACAAUCGUGGAAAGAAGCCUUCAGAUUACAGCUGGUCAAACAGCCCUACAGCUAAAUGCUUUGAAUACUAUGAAAAGAUGCCCAGAAGUUUAUCUCAGUUGUGCAGACUCAAACUCAGAGAAGUCCUUGGCCAGGGAGUAGUAGAAAAAGUGUAUAAAUUAAAUAUACCCCAAAGACUUAUGGAAUAUCUUGCUUAUAACUGAAUCCCUCUGUGCUUGAAAGGACCGUGUGCAAAUUCACGUAAGAACUUAAUGGGCUCAUUUGCGAAGGCAUCAUAUUAAAUCCAUAACUGAUUCUUCACGUGGAACAGAAGCAGUAGUCUACGUAUUUAUUGCAUGGUAUAGGUGCUCAUCAAUAAAUCCAUGUCAUCUUGUUUGCACAUAUAUUUUUUAUCUUAAAUUAAUUUUUAUGAUCUCAUUUUAUUUUUGUAAAACAGAUUUGUGAAAUAGUUAUAGGCAUAGGAAGCAGAGUAAAUAAAUUACAGGAAACGCAUUUUUAAAUCUUCAGGUAGAUGUACAGGCACAGUUUUCUCCAGUUGUUCAUUCCUUUUAAAGCGGGGGUUCACCCUAAAAAAAAAAAAU